GAGGGAGGAGGGAGUGUCUGUUGGGUGUAGCAGCAGCAGCAGCAGCCGUCUGACGUCUUGUUGGUGUGAAUGACUUACCCCGAAAAAACACUGACAACAGCUCAGCAGGCGAGACGGUCGAGGGAAACUCAGGAUCACUUCUCGUGUGUAACUUUCCCCUACCUUUCUUCCUACUUUUCUCCGCUUUUAUGACGGCGUGAAGACAAAAGGUAAAAAAAAAAAAAAAACUUUCUACGAUUCAGCUUAUAGAGUAUAAAUACUUUGACUGUUUUAAAAGUUCGUAUAGAUGAUGUUAGGAGCAGGUGCACCAUCUUUACGAGGAUUUUUCAUGUUAAUAAAAUGAAAAGGCCUAAUGUUAUAUCCUCAUCGGGAGUAUUCGUAAACCUUAGUGAAGAGUUAUAGCUACAAAAGAUUAAAAGACUAAUUGAACUCGAAGUAAAGUUACGUUCAUUUAACUCCCUUUUCAUUGUUGAGCUGCAGUAGUCACACCGCCGGUUCAACGACUCAGAGGUCAUUGUUGAAGCCUGAAUAAGUCACUUAUUAACACCCUGUAAUGAGACGUGUACUGGAAAAGCGUUAAUUUGAUAGUUGAGCGUGUGAUUCAAGUCGUAACAUCGCGAUAGUUUACAUAACAUGUCCUAAACUCGCUUCCCACAGCAUCACUCAAAGAAGUAAAUGUUUAAUAUUGAGCUAAUCAAACUGAAUUGUGCCCAGUGAAAGUCAACAUUAGCCUUGGAUGGCUAACAGGCACUGAAAGGUAAACAAAGAUAAAGAAACAAAAAUCUCACUCAUGUCCUGCUCUAAAUGCAUGCGGCCUAAAAAAAGCAGCAUAAACAUCCACUAGCUCAAGCUUUAUCUACCAGACAGUGUUUGUUUCUCAGGAAUGCAUCGUUAGGAAAAGUUGGACACAUUAUUGAACCUCAGAGGGUGGUGCACACAGUUGAAGGAGUCCACUCUGAUUCCAUUACUCAAUAUCAAGCAAACCCAGAGGUCCUGUUAUGUUGGAGCAAUGUAGUCCUCAGAUUGUUACAAAACAGAUCACAUGCAUGAAUACCAGAGUGCACACAUUGACUUGAUCCAUUUAUUUAUUGCAGCUGUACAUUUGUAAUGUUGGAGUGACACAGUGAACAUUUUGCUGACACAGUGAACUGCACAAUGUUAAAGUGUGUGGGGUGUGGAGUUACCGGUUUCUGUUAUAGUCUUACUGGUCAAACCAGAUGACAUGCAGCAUUUGAUACCUGUGGUAUCUGGUGUAACAAAUUUGGAAACGUUACUGUUAUCUUUUCUUGCAGGUAGUUCAAAUGUGGCCUUUGUUUUUUUGAGGGUUGUUUCUCUUGAUCAAAACGAUCAUGUGAUUGUAUGUAAAUAGAAGCUUUGCCUCUCAGUAGUGUGAGUCUCAAUUGAAGACCUGUUUUUAUUGUGUCUUUACUGCUCACCAUAUUGUUGAUGUGGAGAUGACUCAUCAGGCCUACCUCAGUCUCUUAACAUGUCUCCUACCUCCCAGCUUUGAUUCCUAUUUUUAGCCCUUUUUCACAUAAAGUUUGGUUACGAAUGACAAAACAGUCAGACAGCUCAGGUUUCCACUGUUGAAGUCUUUUGCUGUGUGCUGAGCUUCUGUAACUUAGCCUUUUGUAAUUUCCCUUUUUCAUGUAUUGUGCACUGCCAACUUGCUUUGAAGUGAUUCGGGUGGUAUGUCCUUAUCACAUGACUGCAGGUAUUCACUUGCUCUGUUCUGUGUUGAAAUAAUGAUGAGCGGAUAAUCAGUUAGAUAUGACAAAGAGUCCAGUAUUGAUGUGUAAAUCUAUGAAAUAGACUGGAGGUAUUCAAUUUUGCCCAGAGUUCACUGUUGAGGCAUGAAUACUUUCACAAUCAUAGCAAAUUAGACAAUACAGAGACUAAUACAUAUACAUUUGAGCUUCAUUUAGAUCAGCUUUUAGUGACCGGAGAAUAAAGACAAACUCUUUUAAGAUAGACUACAGCCAGAUGAGAAAAACUGGAUUGUAAAAGGGUUUAUAUCUGUGGGAAUUUAUGUAUAAAUUUUAAUCUGAACUUGAAGGAGGCAGAAACAGAAAGAAAAAAAAAAACAUCGAACACAAGAAAUGAUUUCUGGUGUGGGAAGUUUCUGGCGUUUGUUCAGUGUGAUUGAUUAGUUGUCUUUGCCUUCACAGAAGCAACAGGCUUCAGAAAAACCAAACCAACCAGAUUUGUCCACUCUUCUUUAUAGCAACAAAAACCAAUCGCCUGUGCUCGGACUGCGAGUGCUAAUGUUUUUUCUCAAUGUAAAUAGGUAGUUUGCAAUAUGUAAAAAUCUGCUCUCCUCUUCUCUUAUUUCCUCUUUCAGCAGCUCAGUAAUGGAGAGCUCCAUUGAGGCUGCCCAGCCUAGUGGCAUCUCAAGCCCAAAGCCAGUUUUGGCCCCCAAACCUCGACUCGCUCCAAAGCCCUUCUCCCUGCAGAAGAACGCCAGUAUUCGCUCCAUUAACGCCCCAACUGCAACCCCAAAGACAACAACACAGAAGACUUCGCCGACCCCUCCUAAACAAACCAUCACCCCUGAUCCUAAACCCAGCUCUGUAAGUGUGCUAAACACCAAAAAUCAGCCAAAACCAACAGCAGAGCUCAAAGCAAGUCCACAUAGAAACGACAACGCUGAUUCUGCUGUAGGGAAAUCAGAUCCUGCCCCACAAAUCGCUCCACCCAAAGAGACUCUUAAGUCUGAGCCAGUCCCAAAGGACGAUGUCAUCCAAACAAACCACAAGGCAGCCUUGGAUACUGCUCAUGAUUCAGAACAGAGUAGCAGCAAAAAUAAAAAGGACGAAUCUCAGACCUCCGUCAUCAAAAAAGCUGAAGAAUCAGGCAGCAACGUUUCCGCUGAAGUUGAGCAAAAAUAUCGGUCAGGGAGCAUCAGGAAGCGGCUGCCGGCGGAGCUCACCUCAAAGUUUGAAUCAGGUGGCCCAAUCUUGCCCCCCCAGCCAAGAGUAUCAAUCUCUACAACCAAAAAUGACGUAAAAAAGCUGGAACCAUCAGAUCCAGAGAGGAACCAGACAACACCAGAGCCCACAAACAAAGAGGGUGAAGAAGGUGGACUGAAGGAGGAAUACAGCGGAGGAGGCAGUAUAAAACGCAGAAUCAGUCAACUGUUUGACUCUUCAUCGAGGCCAGAGUUCACACCAAAGAAAGAAGAGCCAGAAGUAAUAAAUGGUACAGGGGGAGUGAAGGAAAGAAUCAAAAACUGGGUCACUGAGACAAGCUCUGAGAUUGAAAAGAAACCUCAGGUUGUUUCUCGAACUCGCUCCAAAAGGUGAGCUGUCCUUAUUUCUACUCUGAUGUUUGUGUUUGGUGACAUGUUGAGACAUGAAUGAAAGAAAAACACAUUCUCUUGCAAGAGCAAUCAAGAAAGAUGUUGAAAUUUAAUGGCAUGUGCAAGUUUUAUCGUUUGGAAAGCGGCCAUUGUCAUCCUGGAUUUAUCGUUUGUUAUCUGAUGAACGCAACUGAUGAUUCACAGUGUUUUCUUUGUUUGAAAUGGGUGCUUCACUGGAGCAGAUGGAAAUCUUAUUUCAGUGAGGAGAGGGACUUUUUUAACCAGUAUCUUUAAGAGCUGAGAGCUUUCCUGCUUCUGAGAAAAAUGAUGAGAAGAAGAGAUAAAGUGAAGAGAAGAGAGCAGCUCUAAAGCGGUUGGGACGGGACAAAUUCAGUGUUUCGAGCACUGUCUUUAUUUCAUUUAUGUCUCCAUAGUUGUAGCAUCAGAGAACAUUGAACCUCUUAUAAAUGUGAAUACCAUGUCGCUUGCAGAUUGCCUCAUUGUGGCUGGAUUCAUCAUCCCAAAUAAGUUUAAGUAGAGUGCAAACACGGCUACAAUUUGUCGCUCUGACCCCGUCCAACGUCUUUUAAAAACGUACAAUUAACACCUGGAGUCAACAGUCACUUCUGGUUUCCUGGCAACCACCUCAAUGGGAUAACAAGACUCUAGGGUUAUAGAUGUCUGAAUAUAGUCUAGGCGACUGGUCUAAAAUCAGACUACCACAUUUCUAAAAAUGAAAGUUUUUCAGACGUCUAAAUUUAGACCAAGUUUAGACUAGCCGGCUAACAGAGGUUUACACUGUAUAUUGCUUAACAGCUAUCAUAAUUAUUUUGGUUAAAUACUUGGAGAUCAGUUAUGAAACUCACAGUUGCUUUUUGAAUUGAAUAGUUAUCGAAUAAUGUGUUAAAGUGCAACGUCUAACUUCUGUCUAAAAAUAUACAGAAUCUAGACGGUUGAAAUUAGGUUAAAAAAAACAUAGAUGUCUAAUAGAUGUCUAUUGCUCAGUGGGCAACUACAACAUUUUUUUUUUCACCUGUAACAAAAAAGACCGACUGUGCUUCAUAGAAGGCAGACUGCUAUUAUUUCAGACUUGGACACGCCAGAUAAUUUCCUGCAUAAAUCUGUUUAUUAACUUCCUGUAGCUCAAAAUUUAUUUCAAUUAUGAGAGUUUUAUAUUUAUCCCCUUCAUUAAUAGAAAUUAAGUUCAUUAAGUAAAUAAUUUCUAAAGAAUAAUACUUAAACUUCUCAAUUUAAACUAUUUUUUCUCAUCUACAGCUUUGAGCCGACAUCUCCUUCAGCAGUACAAGCACCCAAAUUGCCAGCUGUUGAACCUCCUGCACUUGUAACAUCAUCCAGUGAAACAGUAGAUGUUGCUUCGAAGAUCUCACAGUUCCAACAGCCCAAAGAGGCUCCAGCAGAAACAUCCAAGGAUGUUGUCUCUGAAAUUAAGUCAUCGGAAAACUCAGAAACACAGAACGAAUCCAACGUAGGCAAAGUUGUACUACGAAACCGCAGCCGGUCUUUAGGCCAGGCUGAUGAGGGAGGCUCAGCUGCUGGUGAAAGUCCUCUGAAGAGGGACAAAGUCAAGCGCCGCUCUGUUCACUUUGGUGUGGUGGAGAGAGAUGAUGGAGGUCCUCCAGUACCCUUGGGCUCAGGCUCUGAGUCCAGCGAAGAGGAGGAGGAGGAGGAGGAACCUAAGGAGGAAGUCUCUGAAUCAAUACCUGUCUACAAACGAGUGGGAUCACUUCAGAAGGACAGUGAGGCAGAAAGAGAACAAGAGGAACGACUGAAACAUCUGGAAUUUGAAAGAAGACGAAGAGCAGAGGAGCAUGAGCAGGCACGGCUUCAGAUCGAAGAGGAGCGAAAACGAAAAGAAGAAGAAGAAGAAAGGGAGAAUGAAAAGGCAAAGCAGAGGGAAGAGGGGGAAAAGGAGAGAGCGAGGCUAAAGGAAGAGGAAGAGAGGGAAAGACGGAGACUAAAGGAAGAGGAAGAAAGGGCAAGACAGAGACUAAGGGAGGAGGAAAGGGAAAGACAAAGGCUAAACGAAGAGGAGGAAGAAAGGAAAAGACAGAGACUAAGGGAGGAAGAAAGGGAAAGACAAAGGCUAAAGGAAGAGGAGGAAGAAAGGGGAAGACAGAGACUAAGGGAGGAAGAAAGAGAAAGACAGAGACUAAAGGAAGAGGAGGAAAGGGAAAGACAGAGGCUGAAAGAGGAACAAAUGGAAAGACAAAGGCUGAGGGAGCAGGAAGAAAGGGAAAGGCUGAAACUAAGGGAGGAAGAAAUCGAAAGACAGAGGCUGAAAGAGGAACAAUUGGAAAGACAAAGGCGAAGGGAACAGGAAGAAAGGGAAAUACUGAGGUUAAGGGAGGAAGAACUGGAAAGACAGAGGCUGAGGGAACAGGAAGAAUGUGAAAGACUGAGAGAGGAAGAGAGGGAGAGAGAAAGACAAGUGGAAUUGAUGCUGAUGAGACAGAGAGAAGAGGAAAAAGAAAGGGCAAGGCGAGAAGAGGAGCUUCUGAAAAAGGAACAAGAGGAAAGGGAAAGAGAGAGAGUUCAGCAGGAACAGACACUCAGAGAAGACAGAGAAAGACAGAGGCGAAGAGAAGAAGAAGAAAUGGAGAGGGAGAAAGAGAGAGAGAUGGAGUUGAUGUUGCAGAGACGGAGGGAGGAAGAAAUGGAGAAAGAGAGAGAGAUGGAGUUGAUGUUGCAGAGACGGAGGGAAGAGGAAAAGGAGAAAGAGAGAGAGAUGGAGUUGAUGUUGCAGAGACGGAGGAAGGAAGAAAUGGAGAGGGAGAAAGAGAGAGAGAUGGAGUUGAUGUUGCAGAGACGGAGGGAAGAGGAAAGGGAGAGGGCAAAACAGGAAGAGGAGAGGCUCAGAAGAGAGCUGGAAGAAAGAGAAAAAGUCAGACUAAGGGAGGAGGAGAGAAUGAGGGAGGAAAGUGAAAGACAGAGACUGAGACAGAAAGAAAGUCUGAUAGAUAAAGUCAAGGAACACACAACAGAGGAAAUGAACUUAGAGAAGCAAAGAGAAGAGGAGUGGGAAAACCGGUUGGUGAGAAAGACAGAGAGUUUGGGAAAAGGGGAUGAGGAUGUAAGAGAGUUGAUGUGGCAGAGACAGAAUGAAGAGAGACUCAGGCAGGAGGAGAGGGAACGAGAGAGGCAGAAAAUGCUCAAAGAGCAGGAAGAAAAAGAAGCUCUGAAGGAGCGGGUGAGAGAAUUAGAAUUGGCACUACAGAGAGAGAGAGAGAGGGGUGAAGAGGAAGGAAGGAGACAGUUAGAGAAAGAGAGACUAGAGGAGCGGGAGAGGAGGAUGGAAGAGGAGCUGGAAAGAAAACAAGCACAAGAACUCGAAGAAAAACAAAGACUAGAAGAAGAGAGAGAAAAAGAGAGGCUGCACUUGGAAAGGUCAAGUUUGAUUAGCUUUGACCCGGACGAUGUGCCUCACAAGUCCGAAUCAUCUCUUCCUCCAUCAGCGAAAGACUCAGAGAGUCAAAUCGAAGUUGUUUACGAUGAUUUCUCCAUCAAAGAACCUAUGGCUGAUGUGGAUUUUGACGACUUUUCUGUCAAACCAAAGAGAUGGGGCUCACAGGCUAAGGCAGAAACCAGCCCGAUCAUCCGAAGACGAUGGGAAGACGAUCCUGCAGAGAAUCAAGGAGUGAAAGAGCUGGUGCCACUGGAGCUCAGUCAACAGGAAAAUAAAUACCCAGAAAGGUCAGACAGCCCAGAGUCCAUGCUCACCCAGAAGAGUCCAGAAGACGAGGUGCAGCUCAUCUCCAUAAAGUACUUGGAAGAGGAGAGGGUGAUGGAGAGGGAGAGGGAGAAGGAGCUAGAAGUCGUGGAGACAAAGAGAGAUGAAGAAGACAUGCAGGAGGUAAAUGCUCCUUUUGUUUCAUUCUGACUUGAUUGAUUUUCAUGUUGUUGCACCGAGAGGGUGAGGUUAAGAACAGAAACAGGAGUGUACAUGUAAAUGUCUUUUCUUUCCACCAAUGAAUCACAUCAGCCUGGCAGCUACACACACCUCACCUGCACUAACUCAUCACCAUUCCUGUAACACAAGCGAAACAUCUUGUUAUACUUGCUUCAGCCUGAUUUGGUCAUAGGUGAAGAACUUGUGUUCUUAUGUGUGUGUAUGUGUGUGUAUGAGAAAGGUGUGACACUGAGUAAUGAAACAAGCACGGUUUAAAAUCAUGACGUGUCAGUAGUAUCAUCUUCUUUUUUUCACAGCUAGAGCUUACCUUUUGUAUCUUAAAAUAUCAGUAUUGAAGAAAGCGUGGUUCUUGUUUCAUGUACUGGAAUGAUAACCUCUGGUUAAUAAGUUUUCCAGCACUGGUGACCAGUUUCCAUGUCAUUCUUGGGUCUCUGAAUCUUUACGGCGAUGUAUUACACAAAGCAUAUGAACUUUAAUUUCUGUUUGUGUAUGAAUGUGUACAGACGUGUGGUUAUAAAAAUAUGACGUCUAACAGGAAGUGAGCAUUUACUAUCUUGGCGUCCGCCCUACAUUGUCCUUUCAGCUACUUUCAUUUUAGCCUUUUCAUGUCAGGAGAGACGCGUCUUAUAUCCAGAGAAGUAAAGUCAACAUGGCAUGGAUAUAUGAUCAAGUGAUGAGUUAUUUCUCAUGGGAGUCUUGGACUGGUUAUCUGCAGCAGAUUUGGGUGAGGCUUUUUUGGAUUUAAAGGUUACCGAGCAUUGCUUGUGGUUUUGAUCACCUCUAUUUUAGAGCCGUACAGCAGUUUCAGGGUUGUUUCCACCUUGUAUGUCUUGCCUCUUUUUUGCUGUUGUAACUCCUGGUUUGAUCUUGCAGUGUUUUAGAAACGAGAACUUCCACUCUGGCAUCAAUCUGGGGACAGCAACUGACUAGCUUAGCUUAGCAUAACUAAGAAAACCAGAGAAACAGCUAGUCCUGCUUUGGAAACGUCUUGUACUCAUAAGUUGUGUUGUUUUAUACACUGCUUGAUGAGUUUGUAUUGUUCUGCUGUGCUGUGUUUGCCCUUACAGUGCAUCAGUUUACCUAAGGCAGAUCUCCCAUCAGCGACAUGAAAAGUAUAUCUCAUCAAAUCCAACAUCUCUACUUUGACAUAGCCCUGCUAGCUAUUUUCUGCCUGCUUUCCUUCUUUAAGCUGGGCUGUCUGUUUACUGCAGUGGCUUUAGAGUGUGAAAAACUUUCCCUUUCCCUGUAGAAAUGGGAAUCUUAAGCAAUACCUUGGUGUCAGUUUCUAGAUUGCUCCUCUGAUCACCUCUCUCACUGGUUAAGCUCCACAAGAGGAGUAGAAGCUGCUGUGUUGCAUGACAAAGGUUAUCCUCCACAUGUCCACAUUUUCCAUCAACACCAAUUCUUUUUGCACAUCACAACUCUCUUCUCCCUCACUUUCAUCUUCUAAUCAGUGCUGCCACUAUUUUUUACCAUCCUGUGCGUCUGUAGAAAUAUGGUGGUGCAAAAUUGCGGCCUCCAUGGAAGGAGACCUGCACCCUAAGUGGAAAAAAGGCCCACUUGAAGUUAUAAGAAGGUAGAACAGUUUUUAUAUUCAAUUGAUUAUACAUUAGCUUAUGAGUACACUAUUGAAUGUCUACCAAAUCUGUUCUGGUAAAUGGCACCUUCUACUACACACCGUAUCUUUAGAUAGCUGGAUGAAGUAGAUAAGAUAAAAAGAAAGCUCCCUGACUUCUACCUACACUGACAAGUAGCUGCAUCAUUAACCUUCAGGAGUUCAAUCCAGAUUUCUUAACAAAAUAUAAAAAUAGUAUUUUGAAUAUGCUGCUUAAACCAUUAUUUUUUCUUAUAUUAGUCAUUUUCUUUGUAUCUUAAGUUUAUUUAUCUAAUCUUUAUUUAUCAAGGUAGAUCUAAUUGAAAUUUAACACCCUUUUUUUCAUCUGAGCAACAAAAAGCCCACAAUUGCAGACACAUAAGGAAAAAAAGUUAUAUUCAAGAGCACCAAAGUUUGCUAAAGUUAAAUGUUUUUUGUUUUACUGUCACAGAUACUAAUUUACAGGUUGAACCUUAUUGUCCUUUCAUUUUCUCUUCGUAGACAUAGAGGGUCUAAAGGUCACUAUGAAGCCCAAGGACGCUUAAGAGUGAAGGUCCAAGACACUAUUUAUCUUUCACAGAAGACAUUUAUGACAGUUUCAUUAUUUUUGCUGUGGUCAUCAUAAAAUAAGUAAAGUCAUGUGAUUGCUUGUAACACAAAGUUUAUUUUCUGCUCAGUGAACGUCGUUUUAAAGCCCCAUUGAAGUUGUUGCACAGCUGCAGUCAACAAACCAUGUCUCAGCUGACUCGUUCAGACUCACAAAUAAUCAUCAUCGCUGUGCUUCUCUGAUCAGCUUAGGCUGUAAAAAUUACCUUUUUCCUGUUGGAAAGAUUGAGUCAAACUGAAGGUAGAAUUAAUAGAAAACCUUAGAAACAAGGAACGAGCAGGAAGUCAGCAACACCAGACAGCUAUGAGCACAGGCUUCGCUGUGAAACAGAGAAAAUUAUCGAGCACUGAUCACACUGUGUGUCCCAAAGAGAGAAGGCCUGAAACCUAAAUAGUUCAAGGUAAACAGAGCUGCUGAUAUCACCUAUUAGACUUGACUUUAGAGUAAAUGAACAGCUGACAUGGCUGCACCAGUCAGGACAGAUCAGUUCACCACCUGUUUCAACAUGCAACAUUUUUGCCCAGUUAAUGAAAACACCAAACACUGGAUCUCUCAACAAUCUGAGCGUGUGCGCAUCUUUACCAUGUUGUUUCUCUGUUUGCUAUGUUAGCAAACAAAUCAAAACAGUAAAGGGGAACUUCGGAAAAAAAAAACCUUUUAGCUGCUUUAAGGUGUUUCCUGCAGUAUUGGGGAUUUAGUAAUCGUAUUUUUGUAAGUACAACCUUGUUUUCACCACAGGGUGGUGCUGCUGCUCUUAAAAAUGCACUUCCUUGUUUUGUACCUCAGAAAAAAAACACCUCGAUCUCUGUUAGAGCCCCUUACUUUGCCAUUUUAGGACACUUACAACAUUAAUCAGUAUAGUUUGAAACGUUAAAUACAACUGUUUCUGUGCCAUGCAGUAAAUGUGCCGUUGUGGGAGAGAAACAACUUUUUUUCUUGUGUCACUGCAGAAUGAGGAAAGUAUUUACUGGGCAAACAGGGCCUGUGCAGCCAACCAUGCACACUCAUUCACUUCAGACUACCAGACUCACUAACAGAUGGAUAGACAGGCAGGGAGACAGAUAGACAGGGGGAUGGAUGGAUCUUAAAGUGUGAAGAGAUGCUGUGUGGUCAUCGUGUCCUCAUUUGGAUCUGGUCAACAGGGCAGCGUGUCAGAAUGUCCAUACAUGGUGCCCCUCUUUCUCUGUCUCUGUCUCUCUGCUCACUCUCUCCACCUCCGCUCCAGAGGGCCUAUCAUCUCCCCCUUCCUCACAUACUUUCUGCCACACUUACAGACAAAAGAGGAUGGGCUAAACCACAGUAAAGAUAGUUUUCAUUUACUGACAACUCUUCCAGUUAUCUAGUGUUCCUUGUUGCUCAAAUUUUUGUCUAGACUCUCCAAAGGACUUCCUGUUUUUUCUGCUGUUCCCUCUGUCAUCUCUUCCUACAAACACCUGCUUUAUUCAGCUACCUGCAUUUACAUACAAGGGAGCACCUCGUUGUUGCCUGCCACACCUUUUUCUGUUGGGAUUUUCAACGCUGGAGCACAGUGCUCCACUUUGUUCUCUAACAAUAAUAUGGUCGAGAAAAGAAAAGGUUGGGGGCCAACUUUUUUUAAUGUAACUUCUUUGGAUGAUUAAGUGAUUGGGUGACCGGUAUUUCCCACACUACGUUUUUGUUCCUUUUCUAUCACCCGGAGAUGUGAUGUGAGCUGGGACCUCGAUGAACAAGCAGCAGCAUGACUCCACAGAAGUAAAGAGUUGUUUUUUUUUUUACAUUUUUGAGGUCACAGCUAAAGCUGCUGUGUGUUUUCUUCUUUCUGGAGUGUAAGCAGCUUUGAAAGACUUCUCUCGGCGUCUUUAAAUGGACAAAUAUGUGAUGGUGGGAGAGUUUCUCUAUGGACUGCUUCUGUUUAGGACGUCACAUCCAUCACUGUGAAUGCUGCUGUGGUGGAAUAGUGUUGUCACAGUGCAAACACAUGCCCUCUCAGACUGUUUGCCUCUUUACCCACAGCAAAUAAUGCGCCGCUCCAGGAAGUUUGUGUGGACGUAAAGAAUAUGAAGAUGGAGAAAGGAUGCCUCACAAAUAACAGAUGGACUCUUUGUUGUUUCAGAUGAUGUUAGAUACGUUUCAACUACAUGCUCUCUUUACCUCCUGCUUGCUGAACAUCGCAACUGAGAGCAAAAAUACGGUCCUAGCUCUCUGACUCACCCGAACCCCUCAGUUUCUAUAGUGACGUAGUUCCCAUUGUAACUUCAGCGCCUGGACUGACAGCUUUUGGAAACCAUGCAGUACUUUGGAGGGAAACUGUCGGCUGCCCAGCUGCAGGUGGCAGGCUGGGUAGGAAGCAUGCGACGCUCCUUGCAAGGAGCUCUGGAGCUUGUGUGGGGUGCUGCUGGAGAGAAGCAGGAAGAGGAAGAGGAGGGCGAAGAAGAGGAGGAGGAAGAGGGUGGGGAUCCAGGAGGAGGAGGAAGGUUUCAGAGAGCCAUGUCGCCACUUCGUAGCUUUGCCCGACGUAGCAGGAGAUCCCUGCGUCGUUUUUCUGUCAGAAGUCGGCAGACUCUGCAGAGGAGGACCGCUGAGAGCUGCCCUGUAUGAACCGUAAAAGUCACCCAGCAGAUGUUGUUAAAUAAUCUUUUAAUCUUCUCAGUGCGAAGACACAAUCGGGUUUUACAUCUUUAACCUUGCAAAGUUUUAUGAGUUAAUGUUAUUUCACGCAGAAGCUUUUGUGGUCCAGGUUUUACAAAAAAGGACUCAAGAGUUUAGCAUCUCUUUGAAGUCCCCAAAAAGGCUCCUCAUUCCCAAAUACAGGUCCUCUUCACCAAAUAUUUCCACACUCAUCAUCACAUUACAAUGCAUAUGUUAAAAAAAAGGCUAGCAGCAGACAGUUUGUUGCAGGAAGGAUGCAGUUGUCUGAUAGAGUUUUCCAAAUGUGUGUGUGUGUCAGUGACAAAGUCGAGGACUAACAACGUGUGACACUGUUAGAUAAGCUUUGGCUGUUUUCUCUUCUUCCUGCCAUAUCUGUGUUUGUCUUUAGCUGCCACCAAAAACAGCCUGACAGUGCAGCUCUUACAGCAGUGUCUGGUAUCUUGGUUUGGUUUUUAGACAUAUUUUUCGAUGCAGUCUUUGAGAAGUGCACAUGCUAUAGUUUGUCUUGCUUUUCGAAGUGCUGGCUGUAGCUGCUUCAAUGUGUGUUUUGUAUACAAUAUGCAUGGGUUUUAGGAUAACAGGACAACAGCCUGCAGUAGGGCUGGGCGAUAAACAGAAAAUUUACGGAUACCGAAAUUUACGAUAAUAACCGACGUCAUUUUGCCCAUGUCAAUAUAUUUGGUGUCAAAAAAAUAAAAGUUGGUUUUGGAUGUGUGUAGGUAGGCUAUGUCUCUUUAAGAAGCUGUCCUAGGUCAGAGACGUGACUCCUCCCCAUCCAGUCUGUAACAAAAAGGGAAAGACAGGUGAGGAGAUGGAGGACGGUUCAAAAGUUGUAGCAGCUGAAGUAGAUGAAGUUAAUGUAGGAGGUGGUGAGCAGCUUGCGGAGUAGUUAUCGUCCAUUUAUCAUUAUCGAGGUGAACUGCUCAGUAUAUUGUGAUAUUGAUGUGAGGCCAUAUAACCAAGCCCUAACCUGCAGGCUACUCCCACAUCAAACUGGUGAUCUGUCGCUUCCUUUUACUCGAGGUGAUGUCCUGUUGAUACUCUUCUUCGGUUUUCGAUAAGACUGUGUUGUUUCUCUGGCAUUUCGAGGUGUCAUCCUCUUCACCACACAGUAAACAAGCUGUUACACAAUCCACUGACCAUGAAAGGUUUAGGAGGAUGGAGGUAAACUAUAAUAAAGCUGACUCUGUCUUGACUUGCAGAGCAGACUGCGCCUUCAUAGUCACACAUUCACAGGUAUACUAAUUACAUGGCAUUUGUUGUGUACAUCUCCUAAGUCUGUAGUCAGAUAUUUUAUACUAGCAGAAUUACUGCUAAAAGAUUUGUCUGUAUAUAGUUUAAUAGUGUUCAUAUGCCUCUGAUCUGAUUAAAUUAACAUUGAGAAAUGGCUUCAGACAAGUGUGACGAGAAAAGAGCAGUACAGAGUGAAGGAACAUGGGUAAUUAUCAAUGUUCCUGUGUAGCUUUAUGGGACAUUUCAGCAUUUUUUAGCUCACUGUUGUUGUUUCACCGCUGUUGAAUUGUAUUUUUUUGGUUUAUUUCAAACAAGGAACUCCAAAUUAAAAAUACCCCAGAAUGUCAGCUGAUUAAUUGUAAUUUGAUUUAAUAAGAAUCAGCUGAUGGCUGCUCACACAAAGUUGAAUAACAGAGAUAAAUCGUGUCUGCAGAUAUUUCAGGCAGCCUCAUCAGUGUGGCAGCUGUAGAGCAAUGAACGAUACGUGUUUCUUCAUCCUAAAAGACUCCAUACCUUAAACAGUUACUGGUUGAUGUUUUACAUUAUGUUAUGAUACACUAAAUAAUGCAGUUUAGCAUUGCUUCUGGCCUAAAUAUCAGUCAUGUUCAAAAAUCUACAAUCUAACUUAAUUUAAAUUUCAUGAAUUAAUUCAAACUCCACCUAAAACAUGUUUCCAGAUACUUAAUCCAAAGCAACUUUAAAAAAAAAAAACAUAACUACAGUGUAAAAUCGGCAGUAUGUAUCAGGCAUCAUCACCCAUCCUGCUCUCUCUUAUUAUUGGCAGUGUGGUUGGCUGUUAUAUCAUUCAACCUUUACUUCAUGAAUGUUAAUGUUACUGCUAAUGUGCGACCCGUCUGUUAAGGCUACUGUUUGCAUAUCAGUGCAUAUUAUCUGCAUCUUGCAUAUUAUCUCACUUCACACUUUUAAAACCCAUGAAAACCUUUGCACCCGUGGACUGAUGCCAAAGAGGAAGUUUUGAGAAAAUUGACUAACUUUGUUCUUGGAAAUCAUGUGAAGAUUUUAGAGUCAUAUGAUAUACUUGAAUUACAUAAUGUUAACUACUGGUACAUCAUAAAACCAAGUUCAGUGCAGUGGCUUCCUCUGUAAUAAAAGAGGGACGGAUUGAAGGUAAAUGCAUGUUUUUGGAAUGCAUCAUCCGAGGAGGGUGUCUCUGUCGGAGUAAACACAGUCUGCUCUCAGCAGCUCAACACAGGGGUUUGUGGUUGUUGGAAAAUCACCAGAAGAUUUGACAUCCAUACUAUGGUGUUGCCGGAUAAAACCGCUCAGAGUUGUGAUUGAUUUACAGACUUAUGAAAAAGGUGAAACAAAAUCCUUCAGGGGACAGACAGGGGUGUUUACACAAGUGUUGUUUUGUUUCCAGGUGACUAUCAGACACAACACUGGGAUGUGCCCCUUGACGAAACUCGAAGUGAGCUCAAAGGAAUGUAUGUGAGGAAGUGCACUAUAGCUGCUUUUGUUUGGGAUGUGUGUAUUUGCGCACGCACAAAUGCAUUCCAGCAUGUGGGCGUGGCUGCAUGAGUGCGUUCGAUGCGUCCGUGUGUAGGCACAUAGGUGUGUAUGCCAGUGUGUCGGUGUGUGUGCGUGCAUAGUGGCGCUCAUGGUGUUUAUUGAGGACAGCCCAGCCUCUGUGACCAUCUCAUUAAAAGAUGCACGCUCGGCUGGUCCUCAGUCCUCUCGCCCUCUGUAGUUAGUGAUCUUGGCUCAGCACACAGUCCACUGUCACCCUGAUUCAGCUCCAAAAUGUGACAUUCUGGCGUGCAAAUUUUCAGACUGAAAUGCGUUCACACCGUUUGAUUUGAUGUGACAGAUCAUUAGAUAUGCAGAUAGACAGAGGGCAGUUAUGUAAAGUGUGUCGAAGUGUUUUAUGUUGAUGCGUGUUGAGUUAGGCGUUUUCUUUCUCAUUUCCCAAUUAAACUUGACGUCUGUUUUCUGUUUCGAAGGCACAGACGAACACUUACAGCACAACAGAUGAAGACAAAGACACUGAUGCUUUGAUAGACAAUGAGACCAGCCAGCAGGAUGAGUCGUGUGAGCAGCUGACUGAAACUGAAAGGUAGGAAAGAAGUUGCUCUUCAACACCAAACAAUACCCACACAAUGUGAUUUCUUUUUGUUUUCACUCAACCUGAAACAGAAGAGAAAGAUGGGAUCAGUUUCAAGUGUCAUUUCUGUGCAAAAGAUCAGGCCCUCUAGCUAUCUGACAAGUGUGGAACGAAGUAGCCUGAAGGUGCAGUUGAGAGAGCUUGUAUCUCAGAAAGAUCAGUAUAACCCAACACAACUAUGAAACCAGAAUGACUUUUUUUUUCCUCGCACAGGUCAGAAUAACACUCUAAAAAACUAUGAAUGCAUUUAUAUAGUUUGCAGCUCUUUGAACAGAAAUCCUGUGGCAGCAUAGUCGAGAGAAGUGACAGCCGAAACAUGAUAUCAAGUGCUUAUAAGUGUUUCUAAUGCUGAGCUCCCUGUGCCCCCUUGUGGUUAAUAAAGCACAACACAAAGAGCCAAGCUUUGUGAAAUGGGGUUAAAUAAAUAAAUAGACUCCUUACACACCUUACCAAAAAGCGUCUAAACAACCCUGUUUGUCCUCUUAUUCCAAUAUUUCCUCAUACAGUGUUUAACUUGAAUUUUCCAACUCUUCAGUCCACAGCCUGUACCUGAAGAAGAGCCUGAAGUCUCCCCUGAAGCUGCUGUUACCACAGAUUUUCACGAAGAAGAGAAGCCUGCUCCGUUCCCUGAGGUAAGAGGUUCUCCGAUGUCUGCAGGUGUGCUCAAACUCAGCGCAGUUCCCGCUCAUUCAGGGUCUGGAGCCUGAGCAUGACAACCUACUUCAUAAAAAGCCACAUGCUUUUUUGCUUUUUGACGAACUGUACCUUUUGGGUUAAACGUUCCAGAGUAUGGUGCACAUUGCCCAGUGUGAGGGCUGUCAUUUGUUUGCUGUAAUGGUUCGUGUAAUUUAGAAACUUACCCCGGUUACUCAAGAGUAUGUUAACCAAACUGUGUGUAUCCUUGUCCAGAGCUCCGCCCCGCUCCUCGACACCAGCCUGCAGAGAUCGAAGGCAGAUCUGAGCAAGAGGAGGAUCCGAUCACGUCCAUCACGAGUGUUUCGUGCAGGUCUAUCCUCUGCAGAGAACCCAGACUGGAGGACCCUUGACUCAACAGGUCAUUGAAUUAAUCAUAAUGUGGUCUUAUUUUGUUCAAACAUAGGGCCUAGAUUUUUGUUUUUUAGAACAAUGAUCUAAAAUACUCCUGAAAGCUUCUCACUGAUCUGGUUGACUUCACGUUUUUUUUACUUAGAUGACAAAGAGGCGAAACAGCAGGAUUCAGAGGAGGAGGAGGAGCCCAAACCGAAGAAAAUUAGUUCUUCAUCUCCCUCCUCUCAAAGAGUCCCUAUGUUCCCUGGUUUAAGCCCUUCAGCUCUAUUAGUAAGUCCUGUCUUUAUCAGUAAUAUACUCUAAAUCAUGCUACAACAGGUGGCAUUUAAAUUAAUGCAAGUGUGCUCUACUUUUACCAAAGGCUCAGUUAAAAAGGAGAACAGGAGGAGGAAGUGGAGGAGGAGAAGAAACAGAGGAAGACAGGGGAAGACAAGAGAUCGAGAGCCAAAAAGAGGAAGAGGCAGCACCUUCUCCCUCACUGCUGUCCCGCUCUCCUCGCACUGCUUCCCAACUUGCGGGGGCUGCUCGGGUGCUGCCACCCUUAGACGGCGGCGCGGACAAAAGGUAAGAAAAGAGCAUGACAGAGCACAUCAGACCAUUGUUAAGUAUUUGACAUGCGUUUUGAACAUGACAUUUCUCUGAACUGUGAUAUUUCGUGUCGUUCAGUGCCGUCGCCUCUCCUGCCUGGCUGAAAGAACUCAAGUCUAAGAAGCGUCUGAGUCAGCAUGACGGGGAGGCAUAGUCCGUGACAGGUGACUGAUGUGUAGGAUUUUUUUUGCUUCUGGCAUAUUCAGUACAAAAAUGAUAAUAACCUCUUGCUGUACUGGUAUUACUGCUCCAGAAAAGGAUAGAAAUUAAGGUAACAGUGAUCAUCAGGGAUCCAUCAACUUUUCAUUAUGUUCAGGUUUACAACACUUUGAACUACAUCAUGUUUUAAGAUUGUUCAAUUUUUUUAAACAUAUUUUCUAUUAAAAAGAGAAUAAUUAAUCUAGUCUUAUUAAAAAAGAACUUCAGAGCUUUAUAAAACUUCAAUUUCAUUGUGAUUUAAGCAGUGUUAUGAGACCUAAGAGGAUUUGACUUAGAGAAGCACUAAGUUUUGACAUUUGGCUUACGGCCUAAACCACUGUCAGAGUAGCAGGAGUGUCUCAGGGACUGGUUUGUCUGUGAGUCAAAAUGCAUGAAACGUGAAAACAUUAAAGAUGAUGGAAAGAGAUUGGUUUAAAUUUUCCACCAGUACUGUCAGGAAUACAUUUAAGUAGACAGUGACUAAACUGACAGCAAAGACUAGAAAUAGAAAGUGGGCAACAUCUCUGAAAACACUUUUUUAUCAUAAGAAAGGCUGAAAAGGACAGUCUCAUUUUACCUGGAUUUAUCUGGUUUUAUUGAUACUUUUACACCUCCUCUCCUGUGACUCCAGUUUUGCUCUUGAAGACGUGUCUGUUAUAGUGUUAAGGGUUUAAUUGCCAUCUGAACUAUUUUGGCUGUAGGUGGAUGUAGUCAUGGUCAUGUAGGGUUCGCAUUAAAUUACUCAGGUGAAACAUACAAUAUUCCAGAAAGGCAUUGCUCUGUAGUUCCUGUUUUGGAAGCAGCUUCCUGAAUAUGUCUGUUUCUUUUCUUCUAGGAGACCCUAUCUUGGCUGCUGCUGACAGAAGCCUCGUCAUGAGUGCUGCAUUUUGCACUUGUAGUGCCUUAUGUUGGGAAUCCUUGAAUCCUAAGAUAUCCAGGAGGGAAAUCAGACUUUUGCUGAAAAUAGAGGCCAUCAAGAACUUUCUCCUCUUGCUGAUGUUAGAAGUCAGCAUUGCUGUGUGCCAAGACUGAGAUGUGUUUUAUUUUCAGUCUUACAGAUGCCCAAUGUAAAGUCCUUAUGUAAUUCAGAGCAAAGCCAUGAACUGUCUUACUGUUUGAAUGUACAAACCCAUCAAAUACAGACAGGGACUAAUGACACUAGGCCUACUGCAAUACUAACAUCACACAGAAAAACAAAUGUACAUAUUUUACUAAAUAUGAAUAAUGCAUUGCACCUUUUGUGUACUUACUUGUAAUUGUAUAAAAUGUUUUAAAAAUGAUCUUUUCUUAUCACAGAACAUCCCAAGUGUAAAACUUGAAGCACUUUAAGAAACUUCUAAAAGAACGACCGUCCAUACUGUACCUCUAACUAACAGAAUCAAGUGCCUAACUGUAAUAACAGAAUCAAGGGAGUUUUUCUUCUUUUAAACAUCUGAUAUAAGUCUUAUUCUCAAGCAAAGAUCUGCAAAACCUCAUGAUGCACCCCCUGGUUUAUGAAAACACACAAUGGUGUCAGAGGGAGACAUUUUGGGCGUGCUAUCACACAUGCAGGAAGUGUGUUUUGAAAGAAAGUCAAUCCAGCAAUGUUUGAAUCCACUUUGACUCUUUUAUGUGCCUUUUUUAUGUUAAAGAAUGCCAUAUCAACAAUGCUGUAAUCAUUUAUAAUCAACAUACUGUAUGAUAAGAGGAAAUUGAGGGAAUUUUAUUAAACUUUUUUCUAUGAAAUGCAAA
This is a messenger RNA of Xyrichtys novacula (pearly razorfish), 18974 nucleotides long. The record is from the annotation of a GenBank genome assembly. Lineage: Eukaryota; Metazoa; Chordata; Actinopteri; Labriformes; Labridae.